Messenger RNA from Pseudomyrmex gracilis, 1747 nucleotides. RefSeq names its product probable alpha-ketoglutarate-dependent hypophosphite dioxygenase. Gene Ontology annotation, molecular function: phytanoyl-CoA dioxygenase activity. Gene Ontology annotation, biological process: fatty acid alpha-oxidation. NCBI's taxonomy places the organism in Eukaryota, Metazoa, Arthropoda, Insecta, Hymenoptera, Formicidae. The record is from RefSeq and is a predicted model, not a curated record. The transcript is spliced from 2 exons. Bases 103 to 924 code for a protein of 273 amino acids.
AGAUAUUUUACAGCAGCUUUUUGAGAAGCUGAGAAGAAGAGAGAGAUCGUCGUGCGCGUUGUGAAAGAAGUUCUACGUUUUUUUUUUUUUUGUACAACGAGGAUGGCUCCUUUGAAAUAUCUGACACCGGAACAGAAACAGUUCUGGGACGAGAACGGCUAUAUUAAAUUGUCGAAUGUAUUCUCUCUGAAGGAAAUGAACGAAAUAACGGAUGCCUAUACCGAUUUGUUCGAGAGAAAACAUCGGGAGAAUCUCGACGGUUUGGAAGCUGGUUGGAAAGGUGACGAAAUGAAGAAAGCAGCCGGACAUAUUGAUUAUACCGUGAAGUCUAUUCACAAUCUGCAAAUGCAUAGCGCCGUUUUCACUCGGCUCAUCAUGAAUCCAAACUUAUUAGACGCCCUGGAAGACGUAAUGGACACCAAGGAUAUUCUGCUGCAUCACACCAAGGCGCAUAUAAAACCGCCGGAAAAAGGCGCUCCUUACUUGAUGCAUCAGGAUUAUCACUACUUUCCCUUCAAAAAGCACACCAUGCUGGCCGUGUUCCUGCAUCUGGACGACACGACACCGGAGAACGGCGGUCUGGCUGUAUACCCGGGCAGUCACAAACUCGGACCGCUGGAGGACCACGGGGUAACCGACGAUAAGGGCGAAGAAUAUCAUUACGUUAAUCCUGACGAAUAUCCUUUAUCGAAAGCUGUGCCCGUAUCGGCCAAAAAGGGCGAGAUCGUUAUCUUUUCUUACUUGCUGCUUCACGGCUCGUACUUGAACCUGUCCGACAGAAGUCGGCGCAUGUUUCUCAUGCAAGUGCGAGCUGCCGACGACGAGCCGAUCAAGGACGUGCAUAAAUCUCCCUGUCAGAACAUGAUGCUUCGCGGUAAAAACAUAUACAGAGAGGCAACAAUGGCCAAUAGAUUUGUGCAUUAAUGUAUUGGCCUGGUUCAACAAUACGCGCGACGAAUUAUCAGCUAAGAUUAUAUUUACUCCGCUUUUAAUCUUGGUUAAUAAUAAAACAUGAAAUCGCAGAAUUAAUUUCAUGUUUUUUUUUAUUUUUAAUAUAAUAGUAUUUUGCAACUUUUUGUAUUCCGCGCGUAAUAUAUCUUCCGCUAAUUCUCCUUUUUCUCUUCUUUCGUUUCGUCUCGUGCGAUAUGAAAAAUUCGAAUUUUCAAGAGUCUGAAGUCGCUGAUCGUUAUAAAGCGCACAAGAAGCGUCAUAAAUCCUGCUAUCCAACUCCAUGUCAUUACCCAUGACACGGCCUUAAAAAUAUAAAUGCAUAUAGACAAACACACAUGUGCGUCCGAUGAUUUACUUUACGAUGACGUGGUUUUUACCUCUAACGCGUAAAAGAUGCCGCAAACGUCGUGUUUAUCGAUAGUGUAAAGAGUUACAAAAUCUUGCAAGAUGACGCAUGUUCUUUAAAGAAAAAAUAAUUGUUGACGACAUUUAUCUUCACGCGCGCGCGUUCCGAGAGAGAACGAAAUAAAUACACAUACUUAAUGCUGUAAUAUAAUCGAAACGAUUGGUUCUCUGUUAUUUUUGCAAAUAACGAUGUCAGAUCGUUGCUGAAUUGUUGAUAUCCACUUUCCAUGGUUCGCGUUGCGUGCAAUGUUAUUAUUGUGAGACAAAAAUUGAAAAUCAUCGCGGGCACAACGAUUCUCCAGGGAGCUUCGAAACUACGUACUUUGUGUUAGGUGUAUUUUCUUUAAGAAAUAAAAAAAAAGACGCUGUAAUAAAGCGCAAUGAAUAUUUA